AUGCUACAGCUUGCUUUCCGUCAAACCGUUCAUGAAUAUGGAACCGACCUCUGCUGGACGCCAAUGAUCCUGUCCAAGGAGUUCAAUCGCAACAAGUUUGCCCGUGACAGUGUUCAGUUUGGCUCCAGCAGCCCCCUCGAGCUCGCCCGCUCAUCCUCUCUCGCUGCACCUUAUGUCAACGGCGUAGAUCUCAACUGCGGCUGCCCGCAAUCCUGGGCUUGUGCCGAGACGCUCGGUGCCGCACUCAUGGAGAAGCGCGAGCUUGUCCGUGAAAUGGUGGUCAGCACUCGCCAGCGCCUGGCCAGUGACGGAUGGCAUGUCGGUAAGGAGCGCGACAUAGACAGUCCCAAGGGGAGGAGCAUCAGCGUCAAGAUUCGUGUUCAUAACGACCUGAGGCGGACCAUGGAUUUCAUCGACACAGUCAUCGGCAACCCCCAGGACAGAAACAUCGACUUCCUGACCAUCCACCCCCGUACCCGCCACACGGCCUCCAGCAUCCCUAUCAACACCGAGUCCCUCGGCAUCCUCCUCGAAAAAUACGGCGACAACCUCCCUAUCCUCCUCUCGGGUGACGUCUUUUCCAUGGCGACCCUGCCCCUGUCAACAGUCUCCAGAGCAGCACCACAGCCCUCGGAGCCGAAGACGAUCAACGGCCACAACGGCUACACGGACUUCACUCCCAGCGGCACCAAGCUCGCGGGCCUCAUGUCUGCUCGCGGCAUCCUCGCCAACCCGGCCCUCUACGCCGGUCACGAGUCCUGCCCCUGGGAGGCCGUUGAGUCCUUCAUGCGCCACGUCGUCCGCGCCCCCAUGCCUGUGAAGCUGGUGCAGCACCACCUCCACGAGAUGUGCGGACCCGGUAUGGGCCCGGAUAAGCGCGCGCUACUCAACCGGCAAGAGCGAGCAGCGCUUCUCGGGCUCGACAACAUGGUGGAUGUCAUUGAUUUCAUGGACGAUGCAAUCAACCGCAAGACGGGAAGGACAGAUGGGCUCCGUCGCGAGGCCGUAGGUAGCUCAACAGUUCCUGUGCCGUGA
Molecule: messenger RNA, 1035 nt
Organism: Colletotrichum graminicola M1.001
Lineage: Eukaryota; Fungi; Ascomycota; Sordariomycetes; Glomerellales; Glomerellaceae
Product: dihydrouridine synthase
Exons: 3
Coding region: 1-1035 (344 amino acids)
Biological process (GO): tRNA processing
Molecular function (GO): flavin adenine dinucleotide binding; tRNA dihydrouridine synthase activity
Source: RefSeq, a predicted model, not a curated record